CUAGAUUGCUCAAAAAUAUGACCCGCAGAUGGAGGAGGAUCUGAGACUCUGGAUAGAGGAGGUGACUGGCAUGAGGAUUGGUGACAACUUCCAGAUGGGCCUGAGAGAUGGAGUCAUUCUCUGCCAUCUCAUUAACAGAUUACAACCAGGAGCAGUGAGGAAAGUAAAUGAUGCAAAAAUAAACUGGCACAAGCUGGAAAACAUUGGAAACUUUAUUAAAGCCAUGCAGGAAUAUGGCAUGAAGCCACAUGACAUUUUUGAAGCAAAUGACCUCUUUGAGAAUGGAAAUAUGACCCAAGUGCAGACAUCUUUGGUAUCCUUGGCUGGUUUGGCAAAAACAAGAGGCUUUCACACUACAGUAGACAUUGGUGUUAAGUAUGCAGAAAAGCAGAAGAGACAGUUUGAUGACGAUAAACUAAAAGCUGGACAGAGCGUUAUUGGUUUACAGAUGGGAACAAACAAAUGUGCAAGCCAAGCAGGAAUGACAGCCUACGGUACAAGACGACAUUUGUAUGAUCCAAAGAUGCAGACUGAUAAACCCUUUGACCAGACUACAAUCAGUUUACAGAUGGGAACAAACAAAGGUGCCAGCCAGGCUGGCAUGCUGGCACCAGGAACGAGACGAGACAUUUAUGAUCAGAAAGGAAUUCUUCAGCCCAUUGACAACUCCACAAUCUCACUGCAAAUGGGCACCAAUAAAGUGGCAUCUCAGAAAGGAAUGAGCGUUUAUGGCCUUGGCCGGCAAGUGUACGACCCCAAAUACUGCGCUGCUCCCACAGAACCAAUCAUACACAACGGCAGCCAAGGGACCGGCACAAAUGGCUCAGAGAUCAGCGACAGCGACUAUCAGGCAGAAUACCCUGAAGAAUACACAGGAGAGUACCCAGAUGACUACCCUAGAGAUUACCAUGGCCAGUACAGUGACCAGGGCAUAGAUUACUAG
Staurois parvus is the source of this 943-nucleotide messenger RNA. Lineage: Eukaryota; Metazoa; Chordata; Amphibia; Anura; Ranidae. The record is from the annotation of a GenBank genome assembly.